UACUUUUGACACUUAUUCGGAAACCGAAUGACGUGAGGCGGGAGGAAAAUCCACUUGAAUUUCUCAUUGGAUGAUUAAUAAUUAAAUCUUGAUACGAAAUGAUAACUUUGUAAUAAAAACACCGGUGAAAUGCUAAUAAGUUUACAAUGUUAAAGAACAAGACGCAGACGUAAUGUAAUUUACGUUAAAUGAUUACUUUGUCUUGUGAUACUGAAAUAAUAUUUCAGGAAAGCAUACGUUUGAAUAAAAUAAACAAUCCUUGAGUUUGUUUGAAAAACGAGUGAAUCGUGAUUCAAUAUAGGAAAUAAAUUUAAUAUGAAGCCUGGUUGUAACGGCACCACAAUGCACCCGGCAAUACUAGUGACUGGCGGCGCUGGGUACGUGGGCUCUCACACGGUGAUAUCUCUACUAGAGAACCAGAGCGAGGCAGACCCGUUCGACAUCGUAGUGGUGGACAAUUUGUCGAACGCGUACCGAGCGGAGGGGCAGAAGAAACCGGAGGCGCUGGUCAGGAUCGAGGAGUUGACUGGGAAGACGAUAUAUUUCUACCAUGCGGAUAUAAGGGAUGCGAAAGCUUUGAGCAAUAUAUUUGAAAAUCACAAAAUAGACUCUGUGAUCCACUUCGCAGCGCUGAAGGCGGUCGGCGAAUCGGUGCAGAAGCCGCUCGAGUACUACCAGGCGAAUAUAACAGGCACCUGCACUCUGUUCGAGACAAUGCGCAAAUACGGCGUGUACAAGCUGGUGUACAGUUCCUCCUGCACCGUGUACGGAGAGCCUCAGUCGCUGCCGAUGAACGAGGCGCACCCCACCGGCGACCUCACCAGCCCCUACGGGAAGUCCAAGUACUUCUGCGAGGAGAUCAUGAAGGACCUGUGCCUCAGCGAUCAGAGCUGGGCAAUAAUCUCGCUGCGCUACUUCAACCCUGUGGGAGCGCAUCACAGCGGACGCAUCGGGGAAGAUCCCAUGGGCAUUCCCAACAACCUGAUGCCUUAUAUAUCACAGGUGGCAGUGGGUCGUCUCCCCGAGCUGCAAGUGUUUGGUAACGACUACAAGACGGUGGACGGCACGGGCGUGCGCGACUACGUGCAUGUGGCCGACCUCGCCGACGGACAUGCGCGUGCGCUCAAACUGUUCCGACAGCCCGGCUUCAAUGGAUUCCAUGCUAUUAACUUGGGCACGGGCACAGGCUACUCGGUCCUGCAGAUGGUGAAAGCGUUCGAGGAGGCCAGCGGUCGGUCGGUGCCGUACCGCGUGGUGGGGCGGCGCGCGGGCGACGUGGCGGCUAACUACGCAGACGUGGCGCUCGCCGCCCGCCUGCUGGCGUGGCGCGCCACACGCGACCUGCCAGACAUGUGUCGCGACACGUGGCGCUGGCAGCGGGACAACCCUAAGGGGUAUCAGGCGUAGGUAUAGGAACCUUACAGUCCACAAGAUCGCAACUUCGAUAAUGAGUGAUUUUUUUAGAGAACAGUUUUUAAAACACGUCAAAUUUUAUUUUAUCAUUUACCUAAGGCUUCAGUGCUACGAUCACGAGGCUGAUUUUAAAGAGAAAUGAGCGGAUUGUGCAACUAAUACUUGACUUAUUUAGAUUUACCUGUAUAUUAAAACUGAAAUAUAAGAAUUCAAGAAAACGACAACUACUGGACGCCCGAUCGCUUUAUCACUUUUACUUCUUUGGAACACUUAACUAUGGCUGUAAAAUGAUUAGCUAUUAGGUAUAAAAAAAUCGAUUUAAUCAUCCUCUUAUCGAAAUAUAUCGUUAGGUGAAUUGAUGCGUUGAUUGAUAAUCUGCGUCAAACCAUCCCCGAUCUAGCUAUAGAUACCCUUGUGUAAGUCAAGAGACAUUUAUCGAAUGUUGAAUAUGGUACAAAUACUAAAAUAUUUUAAUAUGUAAAUACGGAGUUCUUGUCGAUAACAUUUGAUACUCAGUUUUGUUUACCAGACGUGUUCCCGUGUUUCAUAAGCCAAUCACAUUGGAAGCGGGCAGUUACAAGUUUAUUCUUUAUGCAGUUCAAUAAUUAUCGACGUUCAAUUGAAUUCGAAGCCCCAGACCGCUUGCUAACAAUAUCCUGAAAUUCCGAUUCUAGAUAAACACCAUUCCAAAUGUAACCAAUGUAGAAAAAUCCAAUUUUAUAAAAAAAAAAACUCAAUGCGACCGACAACGGA
Manduca sexta (tobacco hornworm) is the source of this 2166-nucleotide messenger RNA. It is a transcript of the gene Gale, whose product is annotated as UDP-glucose 4-epimerase-like. Gene Ontology annotation, cellular component: cytosol. The record is from RefSeq and is a predicted model, not a curated record. Lineage: Eukaryota; Metazoa; Arthropoda; Insecta; Lepidoptera; Sphingidae. Gene Ontology annotation, biological process: beta-D-galactose catabolic process via UDP-galactose, Leloir pathway. Gene Ontology annotation, molecular function: UDP-glucose 4-epimerase activity.